AUGUCAAUGAAUUUUAUUAGAUUGACCAAAGAUGAAAUAUACCAUAACAAAAUGGUCACCAAAGGAUUAAGAGUUGAAAUGUAUCAAACAUUCGAUGUUAGCAGAUUUACUUUGGACCAAAUUCGUCGUGGUAAACCUAUUGAUGUUUAUACCAAUACACCUUUAGCCAAGAACCAUAGUAAAAAGAUAAGAGAUCACAUUCAUUAUACUGAUUUCACAUCAAUUUGUUUUAAUAGUUACAUCGAUAACAACCAAAAAACCAAUAGUGUACGUUUCAAUAAUAAAACCUUCAAAGCUAGAUCUGCAAUCGAGGUUUUUGAUAUUAUUGCAAACAUGGUAAAAUCUAGUGUUCGACCAAAGAAAGACAAAGUUGAUCAAAAGAUAAACAAACAAAUAAUAAUAUGUGAUAUGGAUAAAAGUUAA
Messenger RNA from Heterostelium album PN500, 423 nucleotides. RefSeq lists its product as uncharacterized. The transcript has 4 exons. Lineage: Eukaryota; Evosea; Eumycetozoa; Acytosteliales; Acytosteliaceae. The record is from RefSeq and is a predicted model, not a curated record. The coding region runs from base 1 to 423 and encodes 140 amino acids.